CUCCGACCUCUUCGGCCUCUGUCCGCCGGACCCCAGGUUCGAGGCUUCUCAGCAGCUGAUACCUCCGCCUCGGACUGCGCUCGCCUUUGGUGUCGGCUGUUUGCUCGGUAUGCCUCUACCGCGUGGUGACGUGACUGCCUUGUUCCUGGGGCCUCCGGGCUCGGGAAAGUCCGCGUUAGUCGCAGCGCUGUGCGACAAGGAUGUGGAGACGUUGGAGCCCCUUGAGGAACGGCCGGACUCAGGGGUCCCCAGCCUGCGGGCUGCGGGUCCAGGCCUCUUUCUGGGCGAGCUGAGCUGCCCACCCGCAGCGCCGGGGCCCUGGGCGGCGGAGGCCAACGUGCUGGUACUGGUGCUGCCGGGACCCGAGGGUAACGGGGAGAGCUUGGCCCCAGCGCUGGGGGAGGCAGCACGGGCCGCCCUGGCCCGAGGGACCCCGCUGCUGGCGGUGCGAACCCUCGGCCCCAGGGAUUCACAGAAUGAAGCCCAAGCCCGGGAUCAGACAGCGACCCUGCUGGACAGCGCCGGGUUACGAGCCGUGGCUCUCUUUGUGCUCCCGGCGGACUGCAGCGGCAGCGAAGGCCACGAGGAGCUAGAGCGCCUGCGGGCAGCCCUGCAGAGCCAGGCAGAGGCGCUGCAGAGGCUCCUGCCACCAGCCCAGGAUGGCUUCGAGGUGCUGGGCGCAGCUGAGCUGGAGGCUGUGCGUGAAGCUUUCGAAACAGGUGGCCUGGAGGCGGCGCUGUCCUGGGUGCGCGCCGGCCUGGAGCGCCUGGGCAGCGCGCGUCUGGACCUGGCCGUGGCGGGUACAGCCGAUGUGGGCCUUGUGCUGGACUCGCUGCUCGGGUUGGAUCCUGGCGACUCUGGUGCCGCCCCUGCUUCAGCACCCGCGGAGCCCACGCCCUACCCGGCACCUGAGCGUCCUAAUGUCGUUUUCUGGACCGUGCCUCUGGGCCACGCAGGCACUGCCGCCGCCCCCCAUCCAACCCACUACGAUGCGGUCAUCCUCGUCACGUCUGGGGCUCCCACUGAGAAAGACUGGGCCCAGGUCCGGGCCUUGGUGCCUCCAGAUGCGCCCGUGGUCUGCGUGCGAACAGACGGCGAGGGUGAGGAACCAAAGUCUCUGGAAGAAGAGGAAAUGGUGGAAAAGCCCAGCGGCGAGAGUUUAGAGAACGCAGACAGUGAGGGAAGAGAGAAAUGUGGCACUGGGUCGCAGAAAGCAGGCAGUGGGGAAGGAUCAGAGAAAGCAGGCAACAACGGUUUUCAGCAGGUGGCCGGCGCGAAGAAGUCGGGGAGCGGGGAUUCGGAACGUGUGGUCGCGUUGAGCCCAGAGGACGAGACGUGGGAGGUGCUGGAGGAACCGCCGCCGCCCGUGUUCCCGCUGCGCCCAGGCGGACUCCCCGGGCUCUGCGAGUGGCUGCGGCGCGCGCUACCCCCAGGCCAGGCCGGGGCGCUGCUGCUGGCACUACCACCCAUGUCUCCCAGUGCGGCCAUAACCAAGGCUGCGGCACUGCGAGCUGGGGCAUGGCGGCCGGCUCUGCUGGCUAGCCUGGCGGCGGCGGCGGCACCCAUACCAGGGCUAGGCUGGGCGUGCGACGUGGCACUUCUGCGGGGCCAGCUGUCGGAGUGGCGGCGAGCACUGGGGCUCGAACCGGCGGCAUUGGCGCGACGUGAGCGCGCGCUGGGCCUGGCUCCAGGGGAGCUGGGAGCGCGUGCUCACUUCCCUGGCCCAGUGACUCGCGCCGAGGUGGAGGCGAGGCUGGGCGCAUGGGCGGGCGAGGGCACAGCCGGGGGCGCGGCUCUGGGCGCGCUUUCCUUCCUGUGGCCCGCGGGCGGCGCAGCGGCAACUGGCGGCCUAGGCUACCGCGCGGCUCAUGGCGUUCUACUGCAGGCACUUGAUGAGAUGCAGGCUGACGCGCAGGCGGUGCUGGCACUCCCUGCGCCCACCCAGUAAGGAGUAUCGGAUAGGGACCUGGGAUCCUGGGAUGCCCAGCAUCCAGGCUGCUGGCUCCGCGGAGAUUGAGGAUCCUGAGUCCUGGUUAGAGAAGAGGGCACUUGGAGGUCCAAACUCCGGGAUAGGGUGUCUGGAUCUCCGAGAUACCAGAGCAGUGAUAGCCACCCAGAACCCUGGGUGCUUGGAGAGGAUGUUAUUCAGACUUGAUUGGGAUGUGGUAUUUAAAGUUAUCAAGUUUCUGGAUCCUGACAGGGAAGUAGAGUCUGGGGGACAGGACUCCUGAAUUCCCUGGGGAUGAUGGAGCAUAACACCCAGACUCCUGUGUCCUGAAGGGAGCUGGGGGCCCGACCCCUAGAAGGGGGUAGGUCUUGGUCUCCAAAGGAGGAGAAAGUGGAGCUAUUGGAGAGCUAGUCCUCAAGGGGGAAAGGGAGUGAAGGCGCUGAUUGGGAGGGGAUGGUCCAUGACAAGACCUGGACUCCAGUGUGGGGGGAGGGGACCCGGGUACCCCAGGGAGCUAAAACCCUUGGAACCCCCAGAGGAAUACAGGGUCUGGGUUUCCUGGGGAGAAAAGGCCUGCAUACAGCCUCCCAGGUUCUCAAGGGGUCAGUGGGCUUUCAGUCUUCACUGGCAGUGGGGAGGGGGACACACAGGCCUCAGAUUCCUGGCUCCCAAGAAGACUGUGGACCUUGGUUCCUAAUUCUUGGGUGGUGGGAGGUCUAGGUCUGGAGGGAGGGAAAAAGAGACCCAUGAGAGAGAGCUGGAAACCCCUCAGUCCCACUUGGGGAAUAGAGGGAUGUAUAAUAUUUCCUCCUUCACGGGUCUAUGCCUUUCCCAGCUUUUAGCGGGAGGAUGAGUUCACAAAAAUGGAGGGAGGGGGCAAGAAGUCUGAGCAUGGUGGACCCUGGGAUAGCCAGGGACCAGGAAUGAGGCCUGGGUGUGGAAUGACAGAAACGCAUGACCUCAGAGCUAUCCCAAAAAUCUCUCAUGGAUUUGGAUCUUGGUGGCUGCCCCUCUUUCUGUGAGUUUGACUGGGAGAGGAUUCGAGUGCCUCCAUUUUACAGGUGCUGACCCUGGGUGAUUCGGGGGAUCUCUGGGGAGUCUGUUCCUCUCUCUCUCUUUUUUGGGGGUUCCUGUCUCUUUUGGAUCUUGAUUUCUUCUGUCAUUAAACCCCAGCCCUUUCUGGCCUUGGUGUUUUGUACACCUGCCUUUUUGGAAAAGCAGCUACACUGCUGCACUAGUCCAAAUGUUUCUCUGUGGCUACCUCACGUGUGUACACACAGAGAGCUACAGUGAACAAGGGCCCAUUGAACGACUGGGUAGUCAUCCCAGACUGUGAGAAUGUGCCAUGAGUGAGGCAAAGGGAGAAACCACAGUGCCUAGAAUGUUUCAGGCUGCUAGCUAUGUGUACAGGAGAAGGUGCAAGUCACAGAAUUUUUAUAUAUCAAAAACAGGAAGGUAGUAUUGGAGAGACCAUCUCUUUUGUGAUAGAUGGGGAGAGCAGAGCCCAAAGAGGGGAGGCUCUAGGCCCAACAUCACACAACAAGGCCCUUUGAGGUCUGGCCCCUGUCUGUCCUCAUUCCUUGACUACCCCAUCCCCAACCAGCAUGAUAGGUCUUCCUUCUGAUGGUUGAGUGGGCCACCUUGGGCCAUGCCUCAGGACCUUUGCACUUGCUGUCCUCUCUGCUUGUAAUGCCCUGACCUUAGAUCUUCCUGUGACUGACUCCUUGUCAGUCAUAUUUCUGCUCAAAUUUCCCCUGAGAGCGGCCUUUCCUGACUACCCUGACUGAAGUAUCUCACCCACCCAAUUGCCGUCAAGUCAGCUCCAACUCAUGGGAACCCCAUAUGUGUCCAAAUAGAACUGUGCUCCAUAGGGUUUUCAGUGACUCAUUCUUUAGAAGUAGAUCACUAGGCUUUUCUUCCAAGGUGCCUCUGUGUGGACUUGGACGUCCAGCCUUUCAGUAAGCAGCUGAGUGUGUUAACUGUACCACCCAGGGACUCCUGAGGUACCCCCAUUAUUCAUCUCAUCUGGUUGAUUUUCCUUGUAGCAAUUACUGCUAUCAGAAAUGAUCUUAUUUAUUUAUUUACCAAUUUAUCGGCUAUUGUCCCCUUGCCUGUCUUGUUCUCUACUGUAUCCCCAGCACCUAGACCAGUGCCUGGCACACUGUGGGUGCUUGGUAAACAUUUAUUAUUUUAAUUCAUUAGUCAGCGGCAGAACUAGGGCUAGAAUUCAGAUUGUCGGCCUGUUCCUGUAAGACAGGGAAAAGGAGCAAGAUGGAGAGAAACAAGCAUUUAAUGGGAAAGGAAGUCUGGAGGUCAGGGCACCUGGGAAGCAAGCACAGCUUUGCCACUGUUGCUCUGUGCGAUUUGGACCAGGGCCUUAUUUUCCCAUCUGUAAAACGACAGGGCCGGACAAGAGCACGAGAUCUUGUUUCCCUGGACAGCUGAAGACAAGGGUAACUGAUGACAAGAAGACUUAAGCGAUGGUACCUCCCAUCUCCAGCUUGAACUCCCACCGCUGGCACAAUCUGUCCCAUCCGGUUGAGAUGACCAAGAGGUGGUCUCUCACGUAGAAUUGAUUUGCUGGUCUAGUAAUGCUCUUAGGAGCUGUUGUUAGCUGCUGUCCAGUCAACUCUGACUCAUGGCGACCCUUUAGGUUAGCCACCGGUUGGCAUCAAAUGAAAACCAUUUACCCCACCUAGAGGCCUUUUUCUUAGAAGCUCAUGAUGUGGGAAGGAGCCCUGGUGGCACAGCGGCUUAGAGCUUGGCUGCUAACCAAAAGAUCAGCAGUUCGAAUCCACCAGCCACUCCUUGGGAACCCUUUGGAGCAGUUCUACUCAGUCCUAUAGGGUCGCUAUGAAUCGGAAUCGACUUGAUGGCAACAGGUUUGUUUGGUUUUAAUGAGGUGGGAAAGGGGCCCUGUUGGCACAGUGGGUAAGCACUCAGCUGCUCAGCUGUUAACCAAGAGGUUGGCGGUUCAAAAUCACCCAGCAGUUCCCACAGGAGAAAGGCUUGGCAAUCUAUUUCCAUAAAGACUGCAGCCAAGAAAACUCUAUAGGGCAGUUGUAUUCCGCACACAGGGGGUCGCCUUGAGUCAGAAUAAACUGGAAAGACCAAAAACAAUGAGGCUUGGAAGAGACAUUUAGCUCUACUUUGAAUGGCUCCAGGCAUUGUCCUCCAAGCUCUGUCAGCCCUGAGGAAAUGCUGUUCAUCUCUCCCUGUAAUAUCCAGUACUACUUUAUCUAAUAGUCCCCUCAGUCUGCCCUUCAAGCCCCUCAAUCCAGCUUGUCAGCCACAUGAAAGAGCACGAGAGCCACAGAGUGGUGCUGUCCAAUGGAAGUAGAAUGCGAGCCUCCUUUGCCAUUUAAAAGUUUCCAAUCGCCAUAUUAAAAAUGUAUAAACAGGUUUUUUACAUUUUUUUCAUGCUAAGUCUUUGAAAUCUGGUGUGUGUUUUACGCUUACAGCACAUCUCAAUUCAGAUGGUACAUUUUCACUGGAAAAUGAGUAAUCUGUAUUUAGGUUUCAUAAAAUUCCUAGUUGGAGUAGAUUCCCAUACCCAAGUUGCCCCAGUUAUGUUUAAUAGUUUUCCUAUAACUGAAAUGAGUAUCGGCUUUUCAAUUAACCAACCAGUUGCUGUCAAGUCGAUUCUGACUCAUGGCAACACCUCGUGUUCGGAAUAGAACUGAGCCCACAGGGUUUUCAGUGGCUGACCUUUCAGAAGUAGAUCUGCAGACCUUUCUUCCAAGGCACCUCUGGGUGGAUUCAAACCACCAGCCUUUUCACUUGUAGCUGAGUGCUUAAUUGUUUACACCACCCAGGGACUUCUUUAAUUAAGAGUAAAUAAAAUCCAGUCUCAGCCUCAUUAGCUCCACUUCAAGUGCUCAGUAGCUACAUGUGGUCAGUGGCUACCAUAUUGGACAGCACAAAUAUAGAGCAUGUCCAUUAUCACAGAAGAUUCUAGGUAGUGCAGCUCUAGAGUCAGUCUUUCUACUGACUCUGGGGGUGACCUUGGUCAAAUCCCAUCUACCUCAUAGGGCUAUUGUGAGAAUUCAGUGAUACACACACCCACACAUUGAUGUACUGCAGCACCUCCUGAGAAACCUGACACACCCUGGGAACUCAAAUGUUAGUCCCAUUGCCCCUGCCCACACACCCUUACCCUGGGCAGCACCAAGACAACUCUAGUCUGGGCACUUCCUGUCUCACCACCAUGCCUUUGCUCACAGAGGGUCCUCCCGUAUUUCUGCUUCUUUGAGACUGCCUCCUGGCCGUGGCAUCCCUGGCUCUGUUUCCCUGCUGUAAAUUCCCUCUGCCCUCAUGCCAGAGGGAAUCGUGCCAGAGGUCACAUCUGAGAAAGUAAGGCCCGAUUGAGUGUGUCUGUGUGUUGGGGAAGGGUGGUUGUGUUUACGCAUCUGUAUAUUGGCAUUCUUGGGUGUUUUGGCUACUGUUUGUGGUAGUUGCCUUUUAAACCAUAACUUUUGAUGGGAUUGCAUUUUAGGCUCUCUGGAGGCAUUAGGUUGCUAAUGAGCUUACCAGGAGAAAAGACUAAGAUUGCCUUUGGGAGGAUCCAUAGUGUCUGUGUGGCACCUCCAGACUGGAAGACCCUCCAAAGCAGGAAUGCCAGGAAACACAGGAUGAAUCUUGGCAUUGGCACCCCCUGAAUUGGCACAGGCACCACGAAACUGGUGAGUGGAAGAGACAACCUAUCACCUCAGCUGACUUACAUAUACUUCUGAAUCACGAUGGAUCAUCAUGGGGUAGGGAACCAAGAAGGGCAAAUCAGGGGUGCAGUUGGUAUGUGGUGCUUUUUGGAGGAAUGAAUAAAAACGAGUAGAAAUCCUG
Molecule: messenger RNA, 6787 nt
Organism: Loxodonta africana (African savanna elephant)
Lineage: Eukaryota; Metazoa; Chordata; Mammalia; Proboscidea; Elephantidae
Gene: IRGQ
Product: immunity related GTPase Q
Exons: 3
Coding region: 110-1948 (612 amino acids)
Molecular function (GO): GTP binding
Source: RefSeq, a predicted model, not a curated record